CCUGGACCAGACCGCGCAGCGCCCAGGACCUGGACGGAGGGAGCCCUUGGUGCGGACUCGGGCGGGCGCCGGGGGCCGGAGGAGCGCGCGGAGGAGCCAUGGCCACCACCAACGGGGCCGUGGAGAACGGGCCGCCCGACAAGAAGCCGCCGGCCCUGCCGCGCCCCAUCCGCAACCUGGAGGUCAAGUUCACCAAGAUGUUCAUCAACAACGAAUGGCACGAGUCCACCAGCGGGAAAAAGUUCGCCACCUACAACCCUUCAACGCUAGAACAAAUCUGCGAGGUGGAGGAAGGAGAUAAGCCCGACGUGGACAAGGCCGUGGAGGCCGCACACGCCGCCUUCCAGAGGGGCUCCCCGUGGCGCCGGCUGGACGCCCUGAACCGAGGCCGCCUGCUGCACCAGCUGGCCGACCUGGUGGAGAGGGACCGCGCGGUCCUGGCCACCCUGGAGACCAUGGACACGGGCAAGCCGUUCCUUCACGCCUUUUUCAUCGACCUGGAGGGCUGCAUCAAAACCCUCCGCUACUUUGCAGGGUGGGCAGACAAGAUCCAGGGCCGGACCAUCCCCACAGAUGACAACGUUGUGUGUUUCACCCGGCACGAGCCCAUAGGUGUGUGUGGGGCCAUCACUCCUUGGAACUUCCCUCUGCUGAUGCUGGUGUGGAAGUUGGCGCCGGCUCUGUGCUGUGGCAACACCAUCGUCGUGAAGCCGGCCGAACAGACGCCCCUCACCGCCCUCUACCUCGGCUCUCUGAUCAAAGAGGUCGGCUUCCCUCCUGGCGUGGUGAACAUCGUGCCCGGAUUCGGACCCACCGUGGGAGCCGCCAUGUCCUCCCACCCUCGGAUCAGCAAGAUCGCCUUCACCGGGUCCAUAGAGGUUGGCAAGCUGGUUAAAGAGGCCGCGUCUCGCAGCAACCUGAAGAGGGUGACGCUGGAACUCGGGGGGAAGAACCCCUGUAUCGUGUGUGCCGACGCCGACCUGGACUUGGCCGUGGAGUGCGCCCACCAGGGAAUAUUCUUCAACCAAGGCCAGUGCUGCACGGCCGCCUCCAGGGUGUUCGUGGAAGAGCAAGUGUACCCCGAGUUCGUCAGGAGGAGCGUGGAGCGUGCCCGGAAGCGGCCCGUCGGGGACCCCUUCGACGCCAGGACGGAACACGGGCCCCAGAUUGACCAAAACCAGUUCGACAAAAUCCUCGCGCUCAUCGAGAGCGGCAAGAAGGAGGGAGCCAGGCUGGAAUGUGGGGGCUCGGCCAUGGAAGACCGGGGGCUCUUCAUCAAGCCCACCGUCUUCUCGGAGGUCACAGACACCAUGCGGAUCGCCAAAGAGGAGAUUUUUGGGCCGGUGCAGCCGAUCCUGAAGUUCAAAACGAUCGAAGAAGUGAUCAGAAGAGCCAACAGCCUGGAAUAUGGGCUCACGGCGGCUGUAUUUACGAAGAACUUGGACAAAGCCCUGAAGCUGGCUUCCGCCUUGGAGUCGGGCACUGUCUGGAUCAACUGCUACAACGCCAUCUACGCGCAGGCUCCGUUCGGUGGCUUUAAAAUGUCGGGAAACGGCCGAGAAUUAGGCGAGUACGCGCUGUCGGAAUACACCGAAGUGAAAACAGUCACCAUCAAACUGGACGACAAGGACCCCUGAGGGGAAGGCGGGCUCUGUCCUCCGACGUCUGAAUGUGGCCCAUCCAUCCAACCUGCCGGAGAGAGAGCGACCCUGCUCACUCCCUGGCCCUCUCUCUCCUGAGACCUUACGUCCACUGGAUGGAUGGGAGAGAGUCUCGUUUCCUCCUCAUUCCUGUUGCAUUGACCAGUAUGUUGGGGGGUGGAAUUGCAGUUCUGCCUGGAGGUGGCGCUGUGGAGCUUUCCUUUCUUUCUUUUUUUUUUUAAUCGUCACCUGAGGAUAUUUUUCCAUUGAUUUUUAGGGAGAGUGGGAGAGAGCAGGGAAAGACAGAGAGAAACAUCCAUGCACAAGAAACACAUCAAUGGGUUGCCUCCUGCACGUGCCCGGACUGGGGAGGAGCGCCUGCCACCGAGAUACGUGCCCUUGACAGGAAUCGAACCCGGGACUCUUCGGUCCCCAGGCCGAUGCUCUAUCCACUGAGUCACACCGGCUGGGGCACCUGCUUCCCUUUUCAACCGGGUCCCCUGGGAGGGUGAGGAGGCUCAGGGCGUGCCAACAGGAAGUGGUGGGUGAAGCCUCCGGCGGUCGCUUCAAAAUGCUUUGCUGACUCUACUCCAGGAAGAAUUUGGGAGAAACGUCCCUGCAUGUUCUAGAAACCUGGCCCUGUGUCUGGGGGGGCCCUCCCAGGUACCUGUGCCUCCCAUUCACAAGCCCCUCCUACCUUUCAUAUGGAAAGGAAUAGUACUAAAGUUAAAAAAAAACAAAAAACACCCAAACAAACAGAAUUGCAAGGAUCCACAAGGGGGCGCUAUUGGGAAGCAGGUCCCCUAGAAGGUUACUGACGGCCUUGGGUGUGAAAGGGCAUCAGUCUACGUUUUGACCUUGACCUUGGGACUCAGUUCAAACCAAGCCCAAACACCACCGCUGGGGUCCCCAUCCCUGUGGCCGGUCCAAUGUCCUGACGCUUAGAGCAGCAGAGCCAAUCCAAGCGUCAGUACGUCCCGCAUGAUCCCAAGCAGGGCCAUAACUCAGUUUGACGAAGGAUGUGUUUCCCUCGCUUGGAUUAGUGGUUGAGCUCAUGUUCCUUUUCCCCAGUUUGAUGUGCAAAACAUACACAACUCCACGGGCUGCUGCUCUAACACAGCCCUGGUUUAGUAGAGUCCUAUAGAGUCCUAUUUUUUUUUUUAAUCUCAGAGAGGAAGGGAGAGGGAGAGAGAGAAAGAGAGACAUCAAUGAUGAGAGAGAAUCAUGGAUGGCCUGCCUCCUGCACGCCCCCUAUUGGGGAUGGAGGGUGAACCCGGGCAUGUGCCCUGACGGGGAAUAGAACCGUGACCUCCUGGUUCCUAGGUCGGCACUCAACCACUGAGCCACGCUGGCUGGGCCAGGGUUAUCAUUUUUUUUCCAGAAAUCUGCAAUCCACCAUUCACUGUCGCCUCCGCACCAGUUAGUUCUUAUCACUUACACUGUCAGUAACUUGUGAAAUCAGGACUUAACGCAUACACUGAAUUUUCAGGAUUUUUAUCUUAAGUAAUUAUAGACACUAACCUUGAUAGGAAUACAUUAGAGGGUUCUUAUUCUGUCAUUGUACGAUAAUAAUGCCUUUAAUAUGAAACGGGACAUUAUUUAUAAUUGAUAUAGUUAAUGUAUCUUUUUAUAGUUGUCAGUAAACAGAGGUGGUAUAUUUAACCUUCUGUAAUAUACUGUAUUUAGAAAUGGAAAUCUAUAUAGGCUUAGAUGUCACGCCUUCGAAGGUUUACGCCUAUGGUACGGUUUUAAAAAAAUCUAUUGGCCUGGGAACUCCGACCCUAACUGCAGACUGUGUUAACAACGCAACCACAAUAAAAUUCAGUUGGAUAUUUGAGAAA
Messenger RNA from Myotis daubentonii (Daubenton's bat), 3481 nucleotides. RefSeq names its product aldehyde dehydrogenase 1 family member A3 (gene ALDH1A3). NCBI's taxonomy places the organism in Eukaryota, Metazoa, Chordata, Mammalia, Chiroptera, Vespertilionidae. The record is from RefSeq and is a predicted model, not a curated record. Gene Ontology annotation, molecular function: oxidoreductase activity, acting on the aldehyde or oxo group of donors, NAD or NADP as acceptor.